Messenger RNA from Lutzomyia longipalpis, 732 nucleotides. RefSeq names its product zinc finger protein 18-like. The record is from RefSeq and is a predicted model, not a curated record. The coding region runs from base 105 to 671 and encodes 188 amino acids. Gene Ontology annotation, cellular component: chromosome. Gene Ontology annotation, molecular function: chromatin insulator sequence binding. Gene Ontology annotation, biological process: regulation of transcription by RNA polymerase II. The transcript has 2 exons. NCBI's taxonomy places the organism in Eukaryota, Metazoa, Arthropoda, Insecta, Diptera, Psychodidae.
UGGGUAUAUACCGGGAUGAAUUGUUUGGGAUUGGGAGUUUUGGAAACUUUCCUAUAAUUCAGUUUAAAGAGUUUGUAAGGAUAACAAGGACCUAAUGGUGGAAAAUGGAAAAUAUUGAAGUUAAACAAGAACCCCUAGAAUUGUCAGAGUUACCAGAGGAAGGACAAAGCGAAGAAUUACUAAAUUCUGUGAUUGUAAAGGAAGAAUAUUGUCUUCAGGAUCCUCAGAAAGUUCCUGUAUCCUUAUGCAAUGUUAAGACAGAGCCUGAGCUAGAAGAAUCACAAAAAGAGAAUGAGGAUGAGAAGAAAUUUGAAUGCAAAAUCUGCUCAAGAAGAUUCAAAACACCAGGAAAUCUGAAGACUCACAAAAGAGCUCACAAAGCCAAGAAGUACAAAUGUGAAGUAUGCAAAAAAGACUUCCUGAGGCGUAAAGACUGGAAGAAUCACAGGAAACGUCACCACCUCUUAAUCCCCUGCACCAAACCAUUCUGUGAGGAAGCAUUCGACAGCCUUACUGCCCGUGAUAAGCACCUCAAAGAACACACUGGUAACAAAAUUCGGUGUAAGGUUUGCAAUAAAGUGGUUAAGAGUCAGGAAGACAUGCCUGCUCAUAUGCAAAUUCACCGGAAAUUCCCAAAGGAUGAACUCCUGCCUGAUCAACUAUUCAAAUAAAAGUAUUUCGCUUUUUUGGAAUCUUUUGUGAAAUAAAAUUUAGUAGAUUAAUUUCGUUAAA